Molecule: messenger RNA, 402 nt
Organism: Brassica oleracea var. oleracea
Lineage: Eukaryota; Viridiplantae; Streptophyta; Magnoliopsida; Brassicales; Brassicaceae
Product: zinc-finger homeodomain protein 9-like
Exons: 1
Coding region: 1-402 (133 amino acids)
Biological process (GO): regulation of developmental process; regulation of DNA-templated transcription
Cellular component (GO): nucleus
Molecular function (GO): transcription cis-regulatory region binding; DNA-binding transcription factor activity
Source: RefSeq, a predicted model, not a curated record
AUGCUUGAAGUUGGAGCAAUGGAUAUGACUUCUAAAUAUCCCCCUAAAUAUCCCAAAAAUCCGAAACUCCGGCCCAGAUUCAACCAGCUAAACCAAUCUCCUUCAGCAACGGAGUCAUCAAACGCCGCCACCACAUCCACCACCACUCAACCACCGUCACUACAGAACCGCGCAGCUGCGAUUGGAGGUCACGCGCUCGACGUUUGCAGCGAAUUCAUGCCGUCUCCUACCUUCACAUCUUCUGAUCCAACUUCCCUCAAGUGUGCCGCGUGCGGUUGCCACCAUAACUUCUACCGCCGUGACCCAGACGAUUCCUCACUCACUUCCGCCGCGGCUCCACCAUCUCUGCUUACAUCUUCCACCAUCGCUGAAAUAGAGUACCAGCCUCACACCGUCAAUUGA